AUGGCCACACAAGCCGAACAACGCCUCUAUAACACCGACCAAAACACCGGGACACAGCCUACGAAUACCCAGGCUGGAGGGCCUGGCACGUACGGCAAUGAACAAACACAAAACCAGGGGCAGUUUGACAACAACAACAACAGAUUCGAUGACAGGAAUGCGAAUACUCAGGGCGGUGGCCUCACGGGUCAGCAACAACAGCAAGGACCUCCAUCACAGCAAACCGGUCAAAACUCACAGUUCAAUCAAGGAACUGGACCAGGUCAGCACGAUCAGUAUGCAAACCAGAACAAGGGCGUGACUGGUGGAGGUCACCAUGCCGGAGGACCUGCCCGUGCUGCAGAAGCCGGUGCAGCUUACGAAGGCGAGAAACUCGCGCAUGGGGGGCACGCACCUGGAGCUAACGGAACACAGUACCAAUCGGGUGCGGGAACUGGGCAAGGUCAACAUGGUCAACAUGAUCAGUAUGCAAACCAGAACACGGGCGUUGCGGGUGGAAAUCACCAUGCUGGUGGACCUGUACGUGCUGCGGAAGGUGGCGCAGUUUACGAAGGAGAAAAGCUUGCACACGGUGGACGCGCGCCUGGAGCAAAUGAAACGCAGUACCAGUCGGGUACAGGGACUGGACCAGGUCAGCAUGAUCAGUACGCAAACCAAAAUACGGGCGUGACUGGUGGAGGUCACCAUACUGGAGGACCCGUACGCGCUGCGGAAGCUGGCGCAGCUUACGAAGGAGAAAAGCUUGCACACGGUGGACGUGCACCCGGAGCUAACGGAGCGCAACACCAUCCGGGUGCUGGAACUGGCACGGGUCAGCAUGAUCAAUUUGCAAACCAGAGCACCAGUGUAACUGGUGGCCAGCGCCAUGCUGGAGGUCCUACACGUGCUGCAGAAGCCGGUGCAGUUUACGAAGGCGAAAAGCUUGUACACGGUGGACGUGCACCUGGAGCUAACGGGACGCAGUACCAGUCGGAUGCCGGAACUGGUACGGGUCAGCAUGAUCAAUUCUCAAACCAGAACACUGGUGUAACUGGCGGUCACCACCAUCCUGGAGGUCCUGCACGUGCAGCGGAAGCCGGUGCAGCGUACGAGGGCGGGAAAAUUGCACAUGAAACUCAUGGUACAGGCCAUCAUGGCGAUCACUUCACUGGUAGGCAUGACGGUCAAGGUGCUAAUGCUGCCAACGCCAAUGCACCUGGUUAUGGUGCUGGUCCUACAACUGGCAUGACCAGAGUCGGUGGUGCUGCACAGCAUCCAUCUGGCCAGGCAGGUCUCGGAGGUGGUCCUGGAGCUACUACCGGGACCGUUGGUGCUCCUGGCACUGGCUAUGGUGUAGGCCAAGGCGGCGCGCCAGGAUCUGGUGCUUACACUGGUCAAGGAACUGCAGGGACUACUGGGACCGGAACUGGUGUUCCAGGGACACAUGCAGGCGCACCGACUGGCACUGCUCCGGCUCCAGCAAGAGGCGGUACCGGUCAAGCUCAAGUCAUCCUUGGAAAGCUUCAACAAGCUGGAGGGGCCAUCCUAUCUGACGAUGCGAUGAAAGCUAAAGGUUUGGAGCGUGAGGCGAAAGGAGUUGCUAAGGUAGAUCAGCAAGAGGCUGGACGUCUGGAAGGUAAAGCCGCUGCGAGGAGGGAAAAGGCUAGUGGCAUUCACGGUGGCGGCGCUGCCGCAGGUGUUGAUCCGACUGUUGGUCCACAUGGACGUAAUCUAUAG
Fomitiporia mediterranea MF3/22 is the source of this 1716-nucleotide messenger RNA. RefSeq lists its product as uncharacterized. The transcript has 2 exons. NCBI's taxonomy places the organism in Eukaryota, Fungi, Basidiomycota, Agaricomycetes, Hymenochaetales, Hymenochaetaceae. The record is from RefSeq and is a predicted model, not a curated record. The coding region runs from base 1 to 1716 and encodes 571 amino acids.